UAGGCGGGCAGAGGGGGGUUGCGGAAGGAGGGCAGGAACAGGAAAGAAAAGGGAGGAGCUGAUGUGUUCUGGGUCCCACAGUUAUGGACUCCCUGUGGGGCAGCCAGUCCCCCUCCCAGACCCUGAUGCUCCAGGUCAGCCUCCUCCUGGCUAUCCCCUCACCAAGCUUCCAGACUGCGGACAACCCCAGCAUCUCGCACACCCUGGAAAGGACUGUGGGGACAUCUGUCCAGCUGAAGCUGACCUCCUCCUUGUACCCGAAUGUCCGAGAGAUUGAGUGGAGUUGGCAUUCUGAGACUGAGAAAGAAGGGAUCCUGGUGUCCUGGAAACUUAAUGCCACUCCUGACUGGUAUGAGCUGGAGGAAAAAUACAGGAGCAGCUUCUCUCUGCCAGAGCUGGCAGUUUUGAGCAUCAGGAAUCUCACCACGGAAAUGAGUGGAUGGUAUACAGCAAGGAUCAAAUUCCACACAGGAAAAUCCCAGAAGGAAGUCUUUAAACUCUGUGUAUAUGAGCCCAUCCCCCACCCCCAGAUUGUGAUUCAUUCAUCAUCCAACCAGGCAGGCUGGUGCAAUGUCAGUCUGGAGUGUGGGACCCCAGGAGCCACAGAGAUCUGGACAGUGACCUGGCUGAGUGAGGGGCUCCCCAGGGAGCUGGAGGAGAGAGAGGCUCUGGGGCCAGCCCCCAGCUCCAGGAAUCUAAGCCUGAGCCUGCCCCUGAGCCAGCUCAAUGGCCCCCUCACCUGUAGGGUCAGCAACCCCGUGGAUGAGAAGAAUGCAACCUUAUUCCUGCAGAACAUCUGUCUGUGGAAGGGUUCUCAGAGCAAGUGGCUUUGGAGAGGCGUCUUGUUCACAGUUCUGAUGCUGUGCCUGGCCUGCGGAGUGUGCAUCUUAGUGAGGAAGAAGAUACAGUCCAGGAGGGGCAGGUCUGCUCUGCUGCCCACAGAGCUGGGCUCAGCAGCGGUGCCCCAGGCCCCGCCCACAGAGGAACCUGCUGGCCUGCAGACUGCAGGGGCUCACAGCCACAGUCCUCUUGACGUGGAGAUCAGCCUCCUGAGACACCCCAAGAAUGACAUGGAGAGGGAGAGCUGCCAUCCCCCUAAGCCCGAGUGCAGCCCAACUGUCUACACUGUCUACGAGAAGGUCCGGAUGAGCCGAAUGCGCCAGAAGGACACCUAGGUUAAUGAAGACGUCAAGGUAUGAGGGGCCUUGGCAAGACCUGCCCCACCUUACACUCUACCCAGGGUCCCAGAAAUCCCUCCUUAGGUAGAGCUAGGACAAGACCCCAGGUCUUCCUGAUGUGCUCCCCCACCCCAAGAUGGCAGAGCAGCACCACGUGUCCCAGGGCUCCUCACCAAGGUCUUCUCACCUCACGGGUGGGGAGCUUUGACCACGUCUCUUGAGCCUCCAGCAGGACGGGCUGAUCCCUGGGCGGGCGGUCAGGUUUCUGACCUGUGACCCACUGACCCCCGUGAGGGAACGUGUAGUCAGCCAGGACCCGAGGACGCACGUCUGGGAACAGGGAUGCUUUCCCAGAAUUGGGCGGGCCUUGAAUGGAGGAUUUCCAGGAUGUCACUGCUCAGCCCACCCCCAAGAACAGAAGAGGGAUGGCCUGGACUGUAGAAAAGCAAGAGCUGCUGAGAUAAAGUUCAGGGUCAGUUUCAGCACGGGGGGAGGGGCAGAAAGGAAGGAAACAAUUUUUGAGCUCCAUCACCUGCAGGCUUAUUGUAAGCACCAGACAUGCACUAGCUCAGAUCUCUCAAAAUUCAAGCAAUUUAUCAACCCUGUUAAAAAAAUUACCUAAUGCACAUAAAUUGGAAGAAAGUCAAAGGCACGUCUCCUUGAAUUUAUCUUUCAUCAGUUGCAAAUGGGAUCCUGUUCCUGUUGUAUCUCCUAAUUAGUUGUUACAAUAACGCAUCCACAACACGUACUGCCACAUCGCUAAGUUUCUCUACUGUUUGAAAUAGUUUUUCAUUCGAUCCCUUCGAAUUUCUGGGCAAAGAACCAUAUUAAUGACAAAUAAUUAGAAUUUUUCCUUCUUUCUUUCCGAUUUUUACGCUUCAUUCCUCUCCUGUGUCUUGAUGCUGGUGAACACCCCCCAGUGUUUAAUAAGAGUGACUCCGAAGCUCAUCCUUGUGUUCCGAACUUAUUGCAAGUGGUUCAAGGGUGUCCCUGUUAAGCAUGAUGUUUAUUAUAAGGUUUUUAAGGCAUGUCUAAAAAGUAUGUCCUUAGUGUUACUUUAUGAAGAAUUUUGCCAUGAAGAAAAUGUUAGAGUUUCUUCUUUCCCUUUUAUCAUCCAUGAUGAUGUUAUCCAGUUUUCCUGUUUUUCCUCUAUGAAUAAUACAUUAAUAGAUUUCCUCCUAUUGAACUGUUCUUAUGCUACUGGAAUAAAUCCCAGUUGCUGUAUUAUAUUCUUAAUGUGCUACUGUCUGAUAAUAUUUUCAUUUGGGGUUUUACAUCAUUAUUCAUAAACAAAAUUGUCCUGUGUUUUCUGUGGUUUACUUUGUUAGUUUGGUAUUUGUAUUAUGCUUAUUAGGGGUUCCUUCUAUCUCCACUUCUUGUAAUAAUUCAGUAAAAAUUUGCUUUGUAGUCCCAAAAAAGAGUCCUUAAAAAAAAAAAAAAAAAGAAUUCUUGGGGCUCCUGAGUGGCUCAGUUGGUUGAGUGUCUGCUUAGGGCAUGAUCUCAGGGUCCCAGGAUCAAACAACAAGUCAGAAUCUAGCUCCCCGCUCAGUGGCGAGUUUGCUUCUUCCUCUACCUCAGCCCCUCUCCCCACUCACACUCUCUCUCAAAUAAAUGAAUCUUUUUUUUUUUAAGAUUUUAUUUAUUUAUUUGACAGAGGGAGAGAGAUCACAAGUAGGCAGAGAGGCAGGCAGAGAGAGAGGAGGAAGCAGGUUCCCUGUCGAGCAGAGAGCCUGUUGUGGGGUUCGAUCCCAGGACCCUGGGAUCAUGACCUGAGCUGAAGGCAGAGGCUUAACCCACUGAGCCUCCCAGGUACCCCUCAAAUAAACGAAUCUUAAAAAAAAUUAAAAAAAGAAUUCCCAUUACCUAGUAUCAAUUUAAAUUACUUUUAUUGUAAAUUAAAGAUCUGUAAGUAUGCAACUAUGUAAAAAUGUCUUGUGCUUAUAGUUUUUAUAUUAUAAACUAAAAAUAUGCAUAAAGUAAUUAAAAACAAAGCAACAAAAUAACAAGCAAUGGUUAUGCAAACUAGUACUCAAACCCACAACUUUAAUGUUACAUGAUGGGUGUUUUUGUUUUGUUACAGUGAUAUCAUUAAUAUUAGGAUUAUAGGAAAGCACUGUAGCUUCACAUCAGCCUCUAUAUUUAAUUUUUAACACUUGAAUACAAACAAUGCUAUCUCAUAUGAGUUUGUUGUAUAACACUUGAUUAAAGUCUUUGUUUAUGAGUUCAA
Messenger RNA from Mustela lutreola (European mink), 3405 nucleotides. RefSeq lists its product as uncharacterized. The record is from RefSeq and is a predicted model, not a curated record. Bases 84 to 1175 code for a protein of 363 amino acids. Lineage: Eukaryota; Metazoa; Chordata; Mammalia; Carnivora; Mustelidae. The transcript has 6 exons.